Caenorhabditis remanei is the source of this 225-nucleotide messenger RNA. RefSeq lists its product as uncharacterized. Lineage: Eukaryota; Metazoa; Nematoda; Chromadorea; Rhabditida; Rhabditidae. The transcript is spliced from 2 exons. The record is from RefSeq and is a predicted model, not a curated record. The coding region runs from base 1 to 225 and encodes 74 amino acids.
AUGACCACAACACAAUUGCUGAUUUUUGCUCUAUUAGCAACGCUCUGUACACUGAUUUCAGGACAAUUCUAUGGUGGAGGUCCCAUGUAUUACGGAGCAGGAGGUUAUCCUCCGAUGGCCUACGGUCUUGGAUACGGUUACGGAGGUGGUUACGGUGGAUAUGGUUCCUAUGGUGGAUAUGGGCCAAUGGGAUACGGAAGUGCUUACAGUUUUUAUGGAAAAUAA